CCCAAAGAAGGGAAAUCAGUUGGCUGGCCCCACCAGAGCACAUACAGACGGUGUCUGAGAAUCAGGGAGAUCAUCAGACGAAGCGGAGACCAAUGAAUCCACAAGGAGGAAAGGCUUUUGGGGUGCUGAAGGCCCAGCAAGAAGACUUCCUCGACUCUCUCAAUAAGGAAUUCUUGGAUGACCCCAAAUACAGCACAGAUGAAGACCUUGCUGAAAAAUUAGAAAUGUUUAAAAAGAAAUACUUGGAAUUUGAUCUCAAUGCCCAAGGUGAUAUAGAUAUCAUGGCCUUGAAGCGCAUGUUGGAAAAAUUGGGCGCAGCCAAAACCCACCUGGAACUGAAGAAGAUGAUCACAGAAGUGACAGGGGGCAUGAGCGAGACCAUCUCUUAUCGGGACUUUGUCCGUAUGAUGCUGGGCAAGCGGUCAGCAAUCUUCAAAAUAAUUCUGAUGUAUGAAGAAAAAGCCAAAGAGAAAGAUGAAAAACCACCUGGGCCCCCUCCCAAGAAAAUAAUUUCAGAUCUUCCUUAAAGGUCCCCACUUUAUUUUGAUUGAUUGGCUUGCGCCAUUUCACUCCACUCAUCAAAGUUUCAGGCCUUCCUCCAUCCUAAGUAACCUUUCUCCAGAAGAAGGGUUCAGAAAAAUCUGGAUUUUUUCCUUGACCAUCCACCCAACUCAGCAUAAAGGAAAACUGGAAAUCUUGGAAGAAUUUGGAAGAGUUCUCAGGAGUUAUUCUCUAUUAUAACAAAGAGUAAAAUAAUUUAGAGCAAUACUAUCCCCCCCCCACACACACAUUAUUGUCACUACUGUCUUUCCAUUCUUGUUAAUGUUAAUGUUAUCUAGUAAGGGUGCCAUCUUGUUCUCCAGCAUAUCUGACUGUAGGGGGUAGUUUGUGGAACAGCGCCUCUGAAAGGCAAGCAGAAUCUUCCCAGCAAUCUGUCCCUCCUCAAACCCACACAUGGCCCAACUUCUGCUUCAGCACCAUGUUGAGCAGCUCUCUUCUUCACUACAUUGAGUAACUCUAGGAAUUCUGACACUCUCUAUGGUAUUUACCAUAGAAAUUGGGGGGGGGGAUUCCUAGAACAUUGCUUGAUGUGGUAACAUCACUUCAUCUUUGUGAGUUCUGUGCAGUGCCAUGUGUGCCUGACAGAAGACCACUCAAUGAACAACAGUUAUAGGUAAGCGCAACCCUGUUUUCUGGAUUUUUUCACCCAGGAGUGACUUUUACUCCUUAUGCUACACUCCCCUCACUAAGCCCUGUCCCUCAAGGUUCCUAAGGCAAACGCCUGGCAACCCUAACAGGAGAGCCUCUGCUAAUGCAAUGGGCUUGGUGGCAAUGGAGCACACAGGCAGGUCCAUGGAUCAUAUGUUGCCUCACCAAAACAGCAGAAGGUAAUUGUAAAGCAUUUACUCAACUCCUAUGGGAAGCAUCUCCACAACCUACCCCCAUGACUACGCACAUGCUAGGGAAGAAGCACUGCCCCCUUUGACUGGUCUAAUCUAUAGAGGAAUCAACCCAAAGGUUAGUUGAUCAAUCCGUGACAGCAAAUAUUAAUUGGAGAAGAGUACACUUCUUAAACUUUGUAACUAUUUUGUUUCUGAUGUGCUACUGUGAUAGUGAAAACAAAAAUAUUAAAGAUGUCCUUUCUUUC
Eublepharis macularius is the source of this 1648-nucleotide messenger RNA. RefSeq names its product allograft inflammatory factor 1 (gene AIF1). Lineage: Eukaryota; Metazoa; Chordata; Lepidosauria; Squamata; Eublepharidae. Bases 93 to 527 code for a protein of 144 amino acids. Gene Ontology annotation, biological process: ruffle assembly; actin filament bundle assembly. Gene Ontology annotation, cellular component: actin filament; ruffle membrane. The transcript has 6 exons. Gene Ontology annotation, molecular function: actin filament binding; calcium ion binding. The record is from RefSeq and is a predicted model, not a curated record.